CGUGUCAUCAGUUAACAAAGUGAACUUGUUGCAUUCACAAUGAUUUACAGACCGGAGAACACCUACGAUGCGGAGCGCAGAAUCUGGAAUGGUCAGCAGGAACAUGAAUAUUUUGCUCCCGAUCUGUCCAUUGGACACAUCAUUUUUCACGAAAUGCGACGUCACCCGAAGCUGAUAGCUCAAAUCUCAGACACUGAAAAUACUGUGUUGACCCGGGAGGAGCUCCAUUUAAACUCGAUGCGCGUGGCCAGUUAUAUGAGAUCUUUGGGCUUGCUGCAAUCAGACAUUGUGGGAAUCAUAGCAAGAAAUACUACGCACAUCUUUGCCGUGGCCUAUGCCUGUUUUUUCAAUGGGAUUGCCUUCCACUCCCUCAACGUCUCCUACGAACAGGCGACCAUUGAGAAGCUAUUUGAUAUUACGAAGCCGCGUUUAAUAUUUUGCGAUGGUGAAGACUAUGAGAAAGUGAAAUUGGCCACGGAAGACUUAAACGUGAAGAUUAUUACAAUGCGUAACCAUCAGAUCGGAUCCAUUAGCAUUGAGGAAGUGCUGGCUACGCCUGUGGAACCAAACUUCGAACCCUCUCGUCUUGAGCAGGGAAAUGAUCAAACUCUGGCCAUUCUCUGCUCUUCCGGCACUACGGGUACACCCAAGGCAGUGACCAUCACGAAUAGUCGCAGGAUCCUAAAUUGUAGCACACAUCUGACCACUGCUGACGUUCAGUACACGCACAGUACUCUAGACUGGGUGACCGGACUCAUAGCCACGGUCACUUCGGGAGUAUAUAGCACCAAGCGAAUUAUAGCUGCCAAUUCUUUUGAUCCUGCUCGUCUCCUUCGCAUUAUUGAGGAGCACAAAGUCUCGUGGCUGAUGCAGGCACCUUCUCACUUGGCUAUGUCUGCCAAUUGCCCUGAAUUCGAGCAGGCAGACCUACUAAGCAUACGAUCCUACUAUUACGGAGGUGGCCGAUGCUCCUUAGAGGCGCAACAUAAAAUAAGGAGUCGUUUGCGCCAUGAUUGCAUGAGAUUAGCUUAUGGCUUCACAGAGUUAGGAAGUAUGCUAUCUAUGAACUGGCAUUUUGAUGAGAAACCCAAUUCGGCUGGCCGUUUGAUGGAUGGCUUCAAGCUGAAGAUACUCGAUGAUCAGGGACAGCCCCUGGGACCGAACGAGGUCGGUGAAAUAUGCGUCUAUUCUGGUCAAUAUUGGGCCGGUUAUUAUGGAAAUCCCGAGGAGACACACAAAAUACGUGACUCGAAUCUAUGGUUUCACAGUGGGGACCUUGGUUACAUGGAUGACGAGGGUUUCCUUUACAUUGUGGAGCGGAAGAAGGAUAUGCUCAAGUACCAGAACAUAAUGUAUUACCCAAACGAAAUAGAAGAAUUGAUUGCUCAGAUGCCAGAAGUAGCGGAGGUCUGUGUCUUUGGCAUCUGGAAUCAAUUCAACGGUGACGAGGCCGCUGCUGCUGUCGUGAAGAAGAUUGGAUCCAACAUACACGCACAGGACGUGGUGGACUAUGUGGAGCAGCAUUGCACUGCUAAGUAUAAACAUUUACAUGGAGGUGCCAUCAUUGUGGAUGACUUGAAGCGUACUGCCAACGGCAAAACUAAUCGUCAGGCCACAAAGGCAUACUUUCUCGAAGUAAAAUAUAAAAAUUAAAUUUAUGAAGCACCUUAAAUACAUUUAGUAAAGCAAUAAAAAUAGUUAUAAGUUUUUCCUUGAAUAAAAUAUCCGCUAAUAUCAUCUAUUUAAAUAAACUGAGUAGAGGAGGAAA
Molecule: messenger RNA, 1768 nt
Organism: Drosophila virilis
Lineage: Eukaryota; Metazoa; Arthropoda; Insecta; Diptera; Drosophilidae
Product: luciferin 4-monooxygenase
Biological process (GO): long-chain fatty acid metabolic process; fatty-acyl-CoA biosynthetic process
Molecular function (GO): long-chain fatty acid-CoA ligase activity
Source: RefSeq, a predicted model, not a curated record